UGAUCUCACGAACAUAACCGGUGUGUCAACAAUCACCUACACACUCUGUCUCAAAUAUCAACUCGAAGAGAACGUCCGAGUGACUAAGGUUUGGAAACGAUUCCUCUUAUUCAUGUCUUUUAGUUGGAUGUUAGUCCAGCUUUCUGUGGGUUAUUCGAUGUGGGGAUUUCUUGGUACUUGCUUGUUUAUCUUGGCCUUUUUACUAUUUGACGCAGCUCAUCCGCUUGGACACUUAUUUUAUGCACUCUUCAACAACUACAUUGCUCUGUAA
Molecule: messenger RNA, 271 nt
Organism: Cooperia oncophora
Lineage: Eukaryota; Metazoa; Nematoda; Chromadorea; Rhabditida; Trichostrongylidae
Source: the annotation of a GenBank genome assembly